AUGAAAGAUGCUCCAUGGCAGAGCGAUACCUGCAGAACACAGAGCCAAGAGAACAAGCAAAGAUUAUGCCAUGAAGAAAAUCACAUUAGGAUGCUGAAACAGCUGCGGGGUGCCUGCCAGUUUACUCCAAGUGACAGCGGCUGGGAAACUCCAUCCCAGAGCCUCCUAAUGGAUCAGAGCUGCCUGGAAGCCAUCGUGCCUGUUAUAAAUAGGGGGACAUAUCUACACAAUGGCCCCCAGUUCCCAGAGAUAGACCUCUCCCUGAUUUUUGUUUGUGAUCAGUUAGAUGGGACUUCCACAUCUUGUGACAGAGAAGAAUCCUUCUUAGCGGCGGCAGAAAGAUUCCUGCAGGAAGAGAACAGAAGAGCUCAGGACUUUGAGAGGAUUUUGAAUUCUCACAUUGAGGAACUGCAGAGACAGUCUGAGGACACUGUGACCAAAUACACAUCACACGGAUACGGCACAUGCAUUACCGCUUCCUGA
Messenger RNA from Staurois parvus, 483 nucleotides. NCBI's taxonomy places the organism in Eukaryota, Metazoa, Chordata, Amphibia, Anura, Ranidae. The record is from the annotation of a GenBank genome assembly.